AUGUCAUCUAAACGAAAACUACCUGCAUCAUAUUCAUCACAAGAAAUUAAUACCGAUUCAAAUGUAAAUGAAUCGGAAGAUUCAUCUCGAUCAAACAAUUGUCUGGUAUGUGGUGAUACAGCACGUAUUAUUAAUUAUGGAGCACUUUCUUGUCAAUCAUGUAAAACAUUUUUUCGUCGCAAUGGUUUUCGACCAGAAGGUGUUCGUCCAUGUUGUUUUGACAAAUGUUGUGAAAUUAAUAUGCAGACACGACAUAUAUGCACAGCUUGUCGUCUUGCUAAAUGUUUUAGGAUGGGCAUGAGUUCAGAUUUAAUUCGUAAAGAUGCAAAAAAAUUAGAAAGUAGUUCCUUAAAACAAUCUUGUACUACUGAUCAGAGCAAAUCUCAAGAAGUCACAGUUCGUGUAAGUAUUAUAGUAUUUUUGUUCUAUAUAUAUAUAUCUACUAAUAUUCAGUCAUUUGAAAAUUUUGAUGUAUAAUAAUUUUCGAUUUUAAGGUUAAU
This is a messenger RNA of Adineta steineri, 500 nucleotides long. The record is from the annotation of a GenBank genome assembly. NCBI's taxonomy places the organism in Eukaryota, Metazoa, Rotifera, Eurotatoria, Adinetida, Adinetidae.